AUGACUUCGUUGGGAUCGAUUGUAAGGCGUUUGAAGGGGAAAGUGGAGGAAUCAAAGUAAGUAAGGGGCUUUUAAAAGUUAACAAAGGACUUUACAGCCAACUAAAUGCAUUUCCAGACAGUUUUCCCUAAAAUAAGGCUUACUAAAUUGAUAAAAACUCGAAUGAAUCAAAUAAUUUUGCCACUUCCUUUAAUAAUUAAACACAAAAUGACCUACACUUAUCUUAUCCAUAGCAAAAUCUCCUAAAAAAACUCUAACGCUCAUUUCAGAUAUUCAAGUUACAUUAGACUUAUUCCUUAUCUAACCGUAGCCUUAUUGGCUCAUCUCUAUGUAACGUUGGCGUUUAUUCACGAUGUGGAUCGAGCUAUCUUCCCUUUAGUCAUCCUUAUUUUGGCCUACCUUAUCAUAUUUUACAAAAUUUUUGCUGUUCCGUUUCUGCAACAAAAACAUGUCAAGGAGAAGAUAAAAAACGCGAGAAGAACAGUUUUUGGGCUGAUUCAGAAAAUUCCAUUUCUUGAAUAGUAAGUUAAGGUAUUUUAUGCAGAGUAAGGUAUUUUAUGCAGAAACAAAAUGAUGUAUGUAUUUUCUUUGGUCGUUUGAAACUUUUUAGUCAUCAUUUUUGCCUUAAAAUGACAGUAAACUUUACGAUCUUUCAUUCCCAAAAUUUUAGUAUCGUGGGUGGAGUAGUACUCGCUGGAUUCUUCACUUGGUUGAUCAUCGAUUGCGCUGGAAAUUACACCAGAUUUCGGUCUUUGGGCGGAGUCUUGGUUUUCAUUAUUAUCUGCAUUUUAUGCUCAAGUAACCCCGGAAAAGUAAGUUUACUUUUUUCCUUGCAAAAUUUAGAUAUCUUACUGUGUAUUAUAUUUCAAAUAUCUUGUAAAAUAGUACAAUCUCCCUCCUUUCCAAAAUUUCCCAUUUCAGAUCAAAUGGCGGCCAGUUUUUGGCGGAAUAAUCCUACAAUUUACAGUCGGACUCCUUGUAUUGCGUUGGGAAACUGGAAACCAAGCGUUGCAAACCGUUUCUACCGAGGUAUACCAAAAUUUUUCUACAAGUUUUUUAUUUUUAGAUUGUCAGAUUUCUCCAUUACACCUUCGUCGGAACCCUUCAAACCUAUGGAUUUAUCGUUAAAAUGCCCGACAUUUGUGGGAUGGCCAUGGCAUUUGUAUUCACGUCUCUUCAAAUCAUCAUUUAUUUUGGAGCCGUGGUCUCAGUCCUCUAUUAUUACGGGAUUAUUCAAGUGGUUCUAUCGAAAGUUGCAUGGGUUAUGCAACAUACGAUUGGGACAACGGCGGCCGAAAGCUUGAAUGCCGCGGCUUGUAUAUUUUUGGGACAGGUAGGUAAAAGACGACAUAAUCAGGGGUAUCUGUAUCAUCAAAAUUCAGGAGCUUUCUCUUGACUUACAAAUAAAAAUAUGUAAACAUUAACCAUGACCUGCCCCAUGAAAUUUCAAUUUCAGACCGAAGCCGCCAUUCUGAUCGAGCCCGCUCUUCUCACCAUGACUGACAGUGAAAUUCAUACGGUAAUGACAGCAGGUUUCGCCUGCAUUGCUGGCUCUCUCUUCUCUGCGUACAUUGAAUUCGGCGCUUGUCCUACUCAUAUCUUAUCGGCUACUGUAAUGUCAGCGUCGGCUUCAUUGGCCAUAUCCAAGAUCAUAUAUCCUGAAGUCCAAAAAUCGAAGCAAAAGGAGUCAAAGACUUUUAAAUUCGCUGCCAGGGAGGCUAACAAUCUACUGGAGUGCAUAAGUAAUGGAGCUGUUCAUUCGGCUCAAUUUAUUGGCGCAAUUGCCGCAAAUUUAGUGGUCUACACGGCUUUAUUGUACUUGAUUAACUCGAUUAUGGGAUGGAUUGGGGAGUGUGUGGAUAUCCAGGAUCUUAGUCUGAAUGUGAGGAAAAAAAUUUAAAGUUUGACAAAAAAUCUCAAAUUUGGAAAUCUUCCAAUAACUCCGUCAAAAUUGCCGUAGGCAAUCCGAGAAUAUCAGUAUUUAAAGUAUGCUUCUUCCAGAAUUUCAGUACAAAUUUCGAAGCAAAUCCGUCUCGAUCCCUUUUAGUUAUUCACAUUUGAAUUUACCUUACUUUAGAAGCUCCUUGGCUACGCCUUCUUCCCCUUGGCCUACGCUAUGGGAACUUCUGAUGCCGAAGACCCGGAUGUAAGUCAAGAAUAGUAUCUUUAACGUAUCUUAGGUUGCAAUAAAAGAAACUUUAAAAGUCGCAGAGCUUAUGGGAGUCAAAACAGUUCUAAAUGAAUUUAUUGCCUAUCAAAAAUUGAGUGAGAUGGUCAAAACUGGCGAAUUGGUCGGAGUAAGUGAAAAUCAUUCAUCGUAUUCAUUACUAUGUUAUAUAAUGUACCAAAUAAAGCAAACUUUUGCAGGAAAGAGCCAGAAUGAUAGCGACUUAUGCGCUUUGCGGCUUCUCCAACAUCUCCAUGAUUGGAAGUCAAAUUGGAAUCUUAACUAGUAUGUGUCCCGAAAGGAAACAUAGCUUCUCCAAGGUAAAUUAGAAGGUUAUUAUGCUUUUUCAAGAGUUCACAAUACCGUUGGUCCUAAAAUAGGAGAACUUUUGUUACUAAAAAUAAUGUUUUAGGUGGCAGUCCGAGCUCUAAUCGCCGGGAUCUUCUCUUGCUUUACAACGGCGUGUGUGGCCGGUAAGAAAAAACAAUUUACGGUCUAAAUAGCCAUGAUUUUAAUUUAGGAAUAUUGGUUAGCACCCCAAAGGCAUGUACUUCCACGACAGAUCAUGGGAAAUGUUUGGACAUGUAUCAACUAGAAGACUAUUACCAAAGAUAUAUAAAUGGAACCCAUUAG
This is a messenger RNA of Bursaphelenchus xylophilus (pine wood nematode), 2800 nucleotides long. The record is from the annotation of a GenBank genome assembly. Lineage: Eukaryota; Metazoa; Nematoda; Chromadorea; Rhabditida; Aphelenchoididae.